Messenger RNA from Saprolegnia parasitica CBS 223.65, 1467 nucleotides. RefSeq lists its product as hypothetical. The record is from RefSeq and is a predicted model, not a curated record. NCBI's taxonomy places the organism in Eukaryota, Oomycota, Saprolegniomycetes, Saprolegniales, Saprolegniaceae. Gene Ontology annotation, molecular function: metal ion binding; acid phosphatase activity. Bases 1 to 1467 code for a protein of 488 amino acids. The transcript has a single exon.
AUGUUCCCAACACUCGCCUCUCUCCUCGCGUCGGCGAUGCUCGUCACGGCGGCCGUCGACCAAGUGCACCUUGGUCUUACCAACGCCAACGUCAACUGCCCCAACGGCGUCUCGGUCGCCUUUGCGAGCGACGUGAGCAGCCCACUCUCCGUCUCGUUUGCGACGCCCGGUGCGUCGCCCAAGUCGGUGCCAACGACUGUGGACUCGUUCAAGUUCAAAUCCAAGCUCUACAGCUACACGUCGCCGUUUCUGCACACGGCGCGGCUCUGCAACCUCGAGGCCAGCGCCACGUAUGCGUAUGCGAUUGGCGGUAGCGACAAGGCUUGCGCGGGCAGCUUUGUCCAGUCGUUUGUCAUGCCGCCACGCUCCGACGCCGACACACCAACCGUGCUCGGUAUCAUUGGCGACGUUGGCUCGGAUCACAUUGACGACACCUUGCGCAACACGGCGGCCGGUAUCAACGGCACGGCCGCCCACGCCAUCUUCAUCGUCGGUGACUUGGCCUAUGCCAACGGCGAGUACGAGCAGUGGGACGCGUGGUACCGCCAAGCCCAGCCGAUUUUCUCUUCGAUUCCGACGCUUGCGAUCAGCGGCAACCACGAGACGACGAAAGGCGGCGGCGCCACGAAGCCAAAAGACAAGAAGAAAUUUCUGCCGGAAAACUACCUCGGGUACAUCCACCACGUCAACAACCCGGUCUCGGCCGCGCAGAACGCCAAGCUGCGCACGUACUACUCGAUGGACGUCGGGCAUGUCCACGCGGUCUUUGUCGACGAUUAUGCCGGGUACCGCGGCGACGACGACGAUGUUGUCGGCACGCAACCGUGGAUGGACGAGCGCAACCUCCAGCUGCAGUGGCUCGAAAACGACUUGGCGGCAGUGGACCGCCAGAAGACGCCGUGGGUCCUCGUGCUCAAGCACAACCCGUACUACAACUCGUGGGACCGCCACCAGUGCCAAUGUGACAAGAAGCGUUUUGAGAUCUCGGACCCCGACAAGUGCUGGGCCGGCGAGUACCACGAGGACUCGGACAAGAAGGCUUCGUCUCAGCCGCACUGCGCCAACCAGGCCAAGUUGGAAGACGUCUACGUCAAGUAUGGCGUCGAUAUUGUUGCCGCGGGCCACGUCCACUCGUACGAGCGCACGGCGCCGAUCGUCCAGAACAAGAUCGACACCAAGAAGGGGGUCGUGUACAUUACGACGGGCGCUGGCGGCCACGGCAACGACUGCACCCGCCUCAAAGAUGUCCCGGCGUGGUCGACGGCGGCGUACAGCGGUGCGUUUGGUGCCACGCGCAUGGUGGCGACGCGUGAUGCGCUCAACGUGUACUGGUUUGCCAACAAGAACGAGACGGCUCUGGACGCAUUUGUGAUGACGAAGGACGGCAUUGUGAGCUCGACGCCAAGCGACCUCAUGACGACGAUUGGGCUGCCGCCGGUUGUCGGUGUCUGUGACCUCGACGACUAG